Messenger RNA from Sander lucioperca (pikeperch), 2789 nucleotides. RefSeq lists its product as uncharacterized. Gene Ontology annotation, cellular component: Golgi apparatus; membrane. The transcript has 21 exons. The record is from RefSeq and is a predicted model, not a curated record. NCBI's taxonomy places the organism in Eukaryota, Metazoa, Chordata, Actinopteri, Perciformes, Percidae. Gene Ontology annotation, biological process: retrograde transport, endosome to Golgi. Bases 100 to 1893 code for a protein of 597 amino acids.
ACCAUUCCUUUCCCUGCCCCGGAACCCGGAAGUAUCCAGCUUGUUGUGAGUUGUCCUGCUUUUGCUGCUGCUAUCUUGUUCCUUCCUCAUCGCUCACAAAUGGCGCGUUCCGCGGCUUUGGGCCGGAGCGGGCCAGGUCGGACCGGGCCGGAACUCUGGUCCUCGGCGCUGGUGCUGACGGUGCUGCUGGCGGAGCUGGUCGGGCCGGGCGGCGCCGUGUCCGAACCGGGGAAAUGGAUCCUGAAUGUCGACAGCGAAACUGUGAAGAAGCAGAACUACUUCCUCUUCACUAAAACUCUGUUCAACAGCAGCUUCGUCCAUCUGAAGGCCGAGGCCUGCAACUCGUCGACAGCCGUCCAGCUGGACGUGUCCUGGUACCUGAGGAACUCCCACUGCUACGACGAAGUCUUCAGCCUGGACGCGAACGGGGCAAAGAAUUACUUCAACUCGACGAAGGUCAGCCAGGGAGGAGGAAGUGGAUAUUAUGUUGUUCACCAAUAUCGUCCAAUCACCUGCCAGCAGCACAUAAGCCCCCAAGCGUUCGGUCUGGAUGAAUUUGAGAUGAAAACUCGACUGACGGAAUUGCCGCAGGAACAGCCAAUCACAGAGAAGAAUUUAGGAAGCAGGAGGAGGAGAGAUGCGGACGCUCCAAAACCAAAGGCCGACGCGGUGCAGAAGGAAAGUGUUCCGGCUGAAACAGGGAACGCUGCCAUCCAUCGUAAAGAGGCGGCGGCUCAUUCCUCCCUGGAUGCGGUGGCCGAGAGCUGGGAGGACGGACCCUACAUGUUCAUCCUGAAGAUCAGAGAAAUCAGCCCCGCCAACCCACCCUGGAGUCUGCAGCUGCAGAUCAGCAUGAAGGGUCCUCACGACUACUUAUCAGCCGCAGAGUGGCCAAUGAUGGUGUUCUACAUGGUGAUGUGCAUCGUGUACGUGCUGCUGGCGGUGUUGUGGCUGCUCCUGUCGGCGCGCUACUGGAGGGAUCUGCUCCGGAUCCAGUUCUGGAUCGGAGGAGUCAUCUUCCUGGGCAUGCUGGAGAAAGCCGUGUACUACGCCGAGUUCCAGAGCAUCAGAUACGACGGCCUGUCAGUCCAGGGCGCGGUGGUGUUUGCUGAGGUGCUCUCGGCGGUGAAGAGGACUCUGGCCAGGGUGUUAGUGAUCAUCGCCAGUCUGGGAUACGGCAUCGUCAAGCCCAGACUCGGUGCGCUGCUCCACAGAGUAGUCGGAGUCGGUCUGCUCUACUUGAUCUUCUCCAUUGUCGAGGGGAUCCUACGAGUCAACGCUGAUCGAGGCGACAACACCAGCAGUAGGCUUUUGUGUGACAUAGUGCUGGCCUUCAUUGACUCCUGUGUUGUCUGGUGGAUCUUUGUGAGUCUGGCCCAGACGAUGAAGCUGCUGAGGCUGCGGAGGAACGUAGUCAAGUUGUCUCUCUACAGACACUUCACCAACACGCUCAUCUUUGCCGUCAUAGCAUCGGUCAUCUUCAUCAUCUGGAGCACCAAGACCUUCAGACGGUCUACGUGUCUGUCUGACUGGAGGGAGCUGUGGAUAGAUGAUGCGUUCUGGCGCUUCUUGUUCUCCAUCAUCCUAUUGGUCAUCAUGUUCCUAUGGCGACCGUCGGCCAAUAACCAGAGGUAUGCCUUCAGUCCUCUGCUGGAUGAAGAGAGUGAGGAAGAGGAGAAGGAGCCCAUGAUGAACGAGGCUUUCGAGGGGAUGAAAAUGAGGGGCGCCAAAAACGAGAGCAACGGCACGGCCAAAGCCAACAAAGUGGAUGAGGAUCUGAAAUGGGUAGAAGAGAACAUCCCUUCAUCGAUGGCAGACGUCACCUUGCCGCCCCUGCUGGACUCUGAUGAGGAAACCUUGACGACAAAGUUUGAGAUGUCCAAGAUGGAGUAAAGCCGACGAGGCUCGGCCGAACGGAGGAACGCAGAGCAGGAGGAGGGUUUUAAAAGAUGAAUAAUACAGAUUAACGUCGGUGUACAAGGUGUAUUAAAAAGGGAAGGAUGGCUGAUGAAAUGCACGUGUGCGGAGGGAGAGACGGACCGAUGGAAGGGUUUGUUGUACAAGGUGGCCGCGGCGUCUGUGUGGGAUUUAACCCCUGACUUUAUGAGCUUUGUAAGCCUUGAUUGUAUAUAACACUGGGAGUAAAAUCCUUCACAGCGGCACACCGGCUCUUUUUAUUUUUAUUGCUUUAUUUAUAUAUUUCUAUAUAUAUAUAUAUAUAUAUAUAUACACAUACACACACAGUAUAUUUUGACAAAUUGGAUGCAAAGGAGCGGCUUGUUUUCUUUUCACCGUUGUAGAAAUGUGAUUUUUUUUGUGUUUUCACUGUCACCACAACGCGAGCUGUGCCUGGGCUUCUGUUGGGUUGAUACCUGCGAUUGUGAAGAAAAACAUGGAUGUUAAUGAAUAUAUCAGUUGUUUUUUCCAUUCUUUUCUUUUGUUGUGCGGUUCAUUUCAGCUUUUUGGUUUCCAGUGCAAUUCACUCCAUUAAAAAAACAAAUUCAGAGGAAUUUUACCCAGACUGUAUGAAAAUUAUUUCUUAUUUUACAGUUUGGCCAACACAAAGAAAGCGGGAGGUGAGGGGACAUCCCAACACAUUCUCACUACCCAUCGCGUAAAACACGGACGCUCGGGCAGGUGCCUUUGGCGUUUGUUAGUAACGCUAAAAGUGUCCUUUACAGUCAUAUCUAAACGCGCUUUGUUGGGACUCUUGCCGUCACUUUUUGGCGCUCUGGGUCGACGUAGGUUUAACUGACAUGCGGCAAAAGAACGGGACAGUUAGGUUUAGG